This is a messenger RNA of Rasamsonia emersonii CBS 393.64, 354 nucleotides long. Its product is annotated as DNA-directed RNA polymerase. Gene Ontology annotation, cellular component: RNA polymerase III complex. The transcript is spliced from 4 exons. The record is from RefSeq and is a predicted model, not a curated record. Gene Ontology annotation, molecular function: nucleic acid binding; zinc ion binding; DNA-directed RNA polymerase activity. Bases 1 to 354 code for a protein of 117 amino acids. Gene Ontology annotation, biological process: DNA-templated transcription; termination of RNA polymerase III transcription. NCBI's taxonomy places the organism in Eukaryota, Fungi, Ascomycota, Eurotiomycetes, Eurotiales, Trichocomaceae.
AUGCCGUUGACCUUCUGUCCCAAUUGCAGCAAUGCGCUCACCGUCUCUCGAGCCGAGCCUUCUUCUCAAUAUCCUCUUGGCAUCAACCGGUUCGAGUGUCGGACGUGCCCGUAUCAAUACGUGCUGGACCGCGCUUACUUCGAAGACACACCCAUGAAGCAGAAGGAGGUGGAAGAAGUGUUUGGCGGCAAAGAGGAGUUCAAAAAUGCGGACAGCAUGGCCGCUCAAUGUCCUGCAGAAGGCUGCCCUGGCGACCGCGCGUACUUCUUCCAGCUUCAGAUUCGCAGUGCGGACGAGCCGAUGACCACAUUCUUAAAGUGCACCACUUGCGGUACCCGCUGGAGAGAGAACUAA